CUUUAUAUUAUACACAACAAAAAAAAAUGAAGAUCACAUUGCUAGCGUUGGUCCUUGUCAUUGCCUUCAGCACAAACUCACUUCUCGGAGCAGCUUCUCCUGCCCCGGAGCAAGUGGUUGACACCACCGGCAAAAAGGUCCGAUCCGGUGUCAAUUACUAUAUUGUCCCUGCUUCUAACCCUUACGCCGGCGUUGCCGUCACCGUUUCGAAAAUCAACCAAACUUGUCCAUUAAAUGUUGUAGCUGGGGACUAUUCCAAUGGUCCCUUACCCUUGCAUUUUUUACCGGUUAACGAGAAAAAAGACGUUAUUCGUGUGAACACUGAUCUCAACAUUCACUUCACAGAAAUGGGUGAUGAAUGUCCGGAAUCACCGGUGUGGAUGCUUAAGGACUAUGACCCUUCUUCGGAUGCAGAAACGUUCGUGACCCUUGGAGGUGAAUUGGGAAACCCUGGAAAAGAGACACUUAUGGAUUGGUUCAAGAUUGAGAAGCACGAGGAUGCAUAUAAAUUGUUCUAUUGUCCGAAUGUGUACUAUGAAAGUUAUGGAUGCAGUGAUAUAGGGAUAUCUGAGGAUGCAUUUGGAAAUAAACGUCUAGCUCUCACUAAUGUUCCAUACAAAGUUCGCUUCCAACCUGCUUAAUUGAAGAAGCUAUCUUCAUGUAUUUAUAAUAAAUGUUAUUAUUAUGUGAUGCAUGUUUUUGAAUAAGUGUGAAUGU
Messenger RNA from Arachis duranensis, 717 nucleotides. Its product is annotated as miraculin-like. The transcript has a single exon. The record is from RefSeq and is a predicted model, not a curated record. The coding region runs from base 27 to 641 and encodes 204 amino acids. Lineage: Eukaryota; Viridiplantae; Streptophyta; Magnoliopsida; Fabales; Fabaceae. Gene Ontology annotation, molecular function: endopeptidase inhibitor activity.